UUUGUGUUUGCAAAGGAAUACUCUGUUUUAGUUAUUGUUUUGGUUUUGAACUUUUGUAAUACUCAGCAUGGCCUGAGUAUGAACUUUACCCUGAUAUGAAGUUAUGGCCAAUCAAAAAUAUAAAUUAUGAUGGAUGAAUUGUGCUCUCUCAUCAAGGACCGGAAAGACGAUAGAGGGCGUGGUUAUGUUUUCAACAUGGCAGCGUACAGGAGAUUGCCAAAUUCGAGGAGUUCAUUCUGUAUUUUACGUCGUUUUCUGCAACGAAACGGCAGAUUCAUUUCAUCAACAUCUACGUUUAAUCAUGAAACAUCCAUUCAUGUACCAGAUUGGUCAGAAAACUUUAGGUCUCAUCAUAUUCCCACCACACCAACUCAGAAGUUGCUGCUAUCUGUAGGGGCAUCAAUUAUGGCCUUAUAUAACCCCUACAGGCAUGAUAUGGUAGCAGUGGCUGGAGAAGCAACUGGUUACUGGGCCUUAAAACAGAUGCAUACAAAAAUGAUGAACGAUCCUGUUGGAAAGCUGAUUCUAGAAGAAAAACCAAGAAUAAAUAGUACAACAAUUGAUUUUGAGUGCUUACGAAGUCUUCCCAAUGAAACACUUGGAAAACAAUAUAUUUCAUUUAUGGAUAAAAAUAAUAUAUCUGCAGACACAAGAGCAAUGACAAAGUUUGUUGAUGAUCCUGAGUUGGCGUACGUUAUUCAACGAUAUCGUGAAAUCCAUGAUUUUAAUCAUCUACUUCUUGGGCUUCCAACCAACAUGCUUGGAGAAGUAGUCGUGAAAUGGUUUGAGAUGUUGCAGACUGGACUUCCUGUUUGUAUAUUCGGAGCAAUCUUUGGACCUCUGCGGCUGAACUUCAGUAAGAGUGCACAAUUGAUGGAGGUGUAUUUACCGUGGGUGAUCAAGACAGCUAGAGACUCAUCCUCUAUUAUGAAUGUAUAUAUUGAGCGUCACUUUGAAGAUAAUUUUGAGGAGUUUAAAGAACAAAUUGGAAUAGCUCCUUUACCAAUUACAUGAUAGGUUAACAGAUGUGUCAACUGACAUAAAGCAAUAUUUGUUCAUGUUUAUUUAGGAAUCAGUGCAUAGACACAGGCAAGCUGAUAACAGUCAAAUAUCAUUCUUUUGUAUUGUAAGUUUUUAGCUUUCAAUAGUGAACACUAGAAUGAGCAAUAUUGUAUAUGCAGGUUAACAGAUUCGUAAACCAUUUAUGCUGCUUAAACUGGAUUUUAAUUGUAGGCCUAGUUUAAGUGGUUUGGCUCAGCAGGAACGAUUUGGUUUCUCAACCUUGAAGUCAGGGUUUCAAUCUCUUGCUGUGCAUUUCAUCUGUGUCCUUGAGCAAGGCACUUUAUCUGCAUUGCUUCUCCCCAAGGAGUACAGUAUAGUGUUUACCUAGUCGGGUUAAAUGCAAAAAUACGUUUCUUUUGACACAUUUUAUUGUAUUUUGCUGCAUGUAGUGGUACCAAUGGCAAGCUAACUUCAUGUAUUAAAAAUAUGCAAAUAUCAUGAAUUUGCGGGAAAUGGGUUAGUUCUCAGAAGUUUUUUGCUUUCUCACUGCUAGAGGAAGGAAGACUGUGCGACUCGUGGGAGACUUCUUUUGUAAAUAAUAUUUUAUAUGUAAAAUAUUUACAGUAUAUAUUAUAAAGAAAUCUUAUCCUAUUAAAUUCAAUUCAGAUAUAUA
Messenger RNA from Anneissia japonica, 1675 nucleotides. Its product is annotated as ubiquinone biosynthesis protein COQ4 homolog, mitochondrial-like. Gene Ontology annotation, cellular component: mitochondrion; mitochondrial inner membrane. Gene Ontology annotation, biological process: ubiquinone biosynthetic process. The record is from RefSeq and is a predicted model, not a curated record. Bases 127 to 1014 code for a protein of 295 amino acids. The transcript is spliced from 6 exons. Lineage: Eukaryota; Metazoa; Echinodermata; Crinoidea; Comatulida; Comatulidae.